AUGAGUGGUAUUAUGAACAAGUUUGCUCGGAAUUGUGGCAAACAGUUCUUUCUCAGCAAUGCAAUUCAUCUGCAAGCUCCUAAGAUAGCAGCUCCGCUUUCGCUGCUGACACCUUUAAAAUCGUCAUUAUUUAUGCUCGGAAAGGGAACCAGUAAUUUUAAUGCCCUUUUCAAGCCACGCUCCCGAUUCUUUACUACCACUUCUAAUGCAAAGAUUAAUCUUAGGGAUAUGUUCAAUGGAUCGCAAAGCCGAUACACCAGGCUUAACAGAUUUCAACAGUAUAAUAGAGGUUCAGGUAACUCCAGCGAAUUGAUCAAACUUACUUUAUAUGGUGUACUCUUCAUGGGUGGUACUUUGAUGUUGGCUCCAUACCUUUUCCAGAUCCCUCCAUUCUCAUAUUUCAAGAGACACCCGACCCAUUUACCAUACGCCAUCAUUGGUAUUAAUCUGGCCGUCUUUGGGUUAUGGCAAUUGCCAAGGUUUUGGGGACCACUACAAAGAUAUGCGCUUUUGCAAAAAGAUCACAUUUAUUCCAAAUGGUCUUUACUAGGUAGUGCAUUCUCUCAUCAGGAAUUUUGGCAUUUAGGUAUGAACAUGAUAUGUUUGUUCUCCUUCGGUACCAGUUUAGUCACGAUGUUGGGACCUGGAAAUUUCACCAGUCUCUAUCUUAACAGUGCUAUUGCUGGUUCCCUUUUCUCUCUAUGGUACCCCAGGUUUGCUAAAAUUGCUAUGAUGGGUCCUAGUUUGGGAGCAUCCGGAGCUCUUUUCGGAUUAUUCGGUUGUUUCUCGUACUUGAUUCCAAACGCUAAGAUGAUGUUCUUCAUCUUUCCGGUGCCAUUCGGUGCAUGGUUCACAUUCCUUGGAUUAGUGACAUGGAACGUCGUAGGAUGCGCAUUGAGAUGGGGGUCAUUCGAUUAUGCAGCACAUUUAGGUGGUUCUGCGAUGGGUGUAUUGUACGGAUGGCUAGUUGCGAAGUCUAUCCAGAAACAAAGAGAGAAAAGGUUAUCCCUUGGAGUAUUCCCAAGAUUCUGA
Kluyveromyces lactis is the source of this 1032-nucleotide messenger RNA. It is a transcript of the gene PCP1, whose product is annotated as rhomboid protease PCP1. The record is from RefSeq and is a predicted model, not a curated record. The transcript has a single exon. Gene Ontology annotation, molecular function: serine-type endopeptidase activity. Bases 1 to 1032 code for a protein of 343 amino acids. NCBI's taxonomy places the organism in Eukaryota, Fungi, Ascomycota, Saccharomycetes, Saccharomycetales, Saccharomycetaceae. Gene Ontology annotation, cellular component: membrane.